Messenger RNA from Thamnophis sirtalis, 2939 nucleotides. Lineage: Eukaryota; Metazoa; Chordata; Lepidosauria; Squamata; Natricidae. The record is from RefSeq and is a predicted model, not a curated record.
CAAUGUUGCUUUGAUGACGCGCCUCGGCUAUUGGACGUCUGACUCGUUAAGCGUGAAAGGCUACAGAGCGGAGCUCCGUUAAUUUCAAGCGAGCCGGCUCUUGGCGCAGCGAGAAGUCAGCGUGAGUCAUACGUGGGGACGACACUUCAGUGCUGCAGAUCUUCAAUUUCCACGUGCCAAUUGCCGCAUCAUCCCAGCGACGUCGCAGAGGGCGGGCGAUUACCCGGAACGGGCCUGUCCUGCCUUCCCCUUUCUUAGCGAAUGACUGAAUGGAAAGCAUCUGUUUAGCUCCAUUAGAAAAGAGGGAGGAGUGGGGCUCUGCCAGCCCACUUCUUUGGCUUAGCCUAUCUUAGUCUUGGUCCGAAGCAGGGUGGGGUGGGGUACGCUUCCAGAUGACCUCUUUUAAUCAAGUGCCACUACAGUUGCAAAGAUGGCUGUGCUAAAUUCGUUUCCGACUGAACUGGAGCGACUGCUGGAGAAAGAUCCCUACUUGAUUCCUUUUGAGCAAGACUUCCAGCGCAGGUAUGGUAUAUUUCAUCGCAUAUUAAAGAAGAUUGAAGAAAAUGAAGAAGGUCUCAAUGAAUUCACAAAGAGUUACCAAACAUUUGGAAUCAACAGAUUCAAAGAUGGAGGAUUAUACUGUAAAGAAUGGGUUCCUGGUGCAGAAGCAGUUUUUCUUACUGGUGAUUUUAAUAACUGGAAUCCAUUUUCCCAUCCAUAUAAGAAAAUGGAUUUUGGCAAAUGGGAAUUGCUCAUCCCACCUGGACCAGAUGGGUUUCGCCCUGUAUCUCAUGGAUCCAAACUGAAGGAUAUAACUGUAUUCAAUUAAUGGCUGUGAUGGAACAUGCUUACUAUGCAAGUUUUGGCUAUCAGAUCACAAGUUUUUUUGCAGCAUCAAGUCGAUAUGGCACUCCAGAUGACUUGAAGGAAAUGAUUGAUGUUGCCCACUCAAUGGGAAUCACAGUUCUGUUAGAUGUUGUGCACAGUCAUGCUUCAAAGAACUCUGAAGAUGGCCUGAACAAUUUUGAUGGUACUGAUUCUGCAUUUUUCCAUUCUGGUGCUAGAGGAACACACAUUCUUUGGGAUAGUCGACUUUUUGACUACGCAAACUGGGAAGUUCUGAGAUUUCUUCUCUCCAAUUUAAGAUGGUGGAUAGAAGAGUAUGCCUUUGAUGGGUUUCGAUUUGAUGGUGUAUCAUCUAUGCUAUAUCACCAUCAUGGAAUUAGUGAAGGCUUUAGUGGAGAUUACAAUGAAUAUUUUGGUAUGCAUGUUGAUGAAGAUGCAGUGGCCUACCUAAUGAUGGCAAACUACAUGAUACAUAUUUUGCAUCCAGAAUGUGUAACUAUAGCAGAGGAUGUGUCUGGAAUGCCAGCACUUUGUUGUCCAGUAAUUGAAGGAGGAUGUGGAUUUGAUUACCGGAUGGCCAUGGCAAUUCCUGACAAAUGGAUUCAGAUCAUUAAGGAGCGUAAGGAUGAGGACUGGGACAUGGGAGACAUUGUGUUUACUUUAACAAACAGGCGAUAUGGAGAGAAGUGCAUUGCCUAUGCAGAGAGUCAUGAUCAGGCUCUUGUUGGUGAUAAGACUUUGGCUUUUUGGCUGAUGGAUGCAGAGAUGUAUAACUAUAUGAGUGUUCUGUCACCUUUCACACCAGUUAUUGAUCGAGGAAUACAGCUUCAUAAAAUGAUACGACUCAUUACUCAUUCUCUUGGAGGAGAGGGCUACCUCAAUUUCAUGGGUAAUGAAUUUGGACAUCCAGAGUGGUUAGACUUUCCUAGACAAGGCAAUAAUGAAAGCUACCACUAUGCAAGGAGACAGUUUAAUUUAGCUGAUGAUCAACUUCUUCGCUAUAGAUUCCUAAAUGUGUUUGACAGAGAUAUGAAUAAAUUGGAAGAAAAAAUUGGCUGGCUUGCAUCACUUCCGGCCUAUGUGAGUGAAAAGCAUCAAUCAAACAAAGUUAUUGCUUACGAAAGGGCAAAUCUCCUAUUUGUAUUUAAUUUUCAUCCAUCUCAAAGUUACACCGAUUACCGAGUAGGUGUAGAAAAACCAGGAAAAUAUAAAAUUGCCUUGGAUUCUGAUGCUCCGGAGUAUGGAGGACAUAAUAGACUGGAUCAUACUACAGAUUUUUUUUCUCAGCAGUAUUCACAUAAUCAUAGAUCCAAUUCUCUUUUGGUAUACAUUCCAAGCAGAGUGGCAGUAGUGUUUCAAAACAUGGAUAUUCAGAUGUAAAAGCUUGCAACUUGGUUCCAUUACUUCGAAGGCCAAGUCAUAUUUGAUGAUAAUGGUAUCCAAAAUACUGGGGUUUUUUCUGCAUAAAGGUUUGUUCAUACUAAGAAAUUCAAAUGAGCAUUUAUUCAUAAUUACAAAUAUAUUAUAAAAUGUUUAUUCAAAGACAUAAUCAUGGAAGAACAAAUGCAUUAUGAACAAUUGGUAUUAUAGAACUGGAUUUCAAUAACAGUUUGUUCUCACAUAAAGAUUGAAGUAAUGUUACAAGACAUGUUCAAAAAUUGAUUGCUGUAUUUUCAGAUUUUUUCUAACCACAUAUUUUUCUCAUUAGCUCCCAUUUUUAUUAGAAUUAAGUAGCCAUGUGAUGCACUAACACUGGAUUCCAGACUUAGGUUAUACUGUUUUUUCAUAUGAUAUAUUAUUACAAGAAAACAUAGGGUUGUUUGUUAAAAACUAAUAAACCAUUUUCAUGGAAGGACCCCACAAUAAAGGAACAUCAUUGAUAGUAUGAGCUCAUAGAUUUAGGCCUGUCAAAAUAUAAAAUUAUGCAGUGUCUUUUAAUAUGUGCCUAUUUAAAAAAAUUGUUACAAAAUAAAGAUAUUAAUUUAUGAAUUCUGUGUAGAGUGUUAGCACUCAUUCAUUAUUUAUUGGCCAAGUGUGAUUGGACAUACAAGGAAUUUGUUUCUGGUGCAUAAGUUCUCAUUGUACAUACAAGC